CAAUCGGUUUCAAUAUCCAUACAAGAUAUGGGCGACCCCCAGGGGGAGGGCCUUCUCUGUGGCAGCACCUGCCCUUUGGAACGACCUGCCCCCGGAGAUACUUAUGAUACCAGAUCUCCGGGCUUUUCGCCGUGCCCUAAAAACCUCUCUUUUUCACCAAGCAGGGCUGGCGUAACCCCCCCCCCUUUUUCUGAGAUGUUAGAUUUUUAAUUGUCUAUGGGUUUUAGUUGGGAUUUUAAAUUUAGGCCAAAAUUGUGUAAUUCUUUUAACAAGUUUUAAAUUUUGUAUUGGGAUGUUUUUAUUUUGGCUGUGCACCACACUGAGUCCAGUAGGAGAAGGGUGGUAUACAAAUUUAAUAAAAUAAAAUAAAUAAAUAAUACAGUGUACAAUACAGAAAAAUAUGCAUUCCGUUAAAUUUCAAAAAAAUAAUAAAAACCUUACAACUCCAGACAGGGAUUGGGGAAAAAAAAUCAGAUUUGCACUUUAAAAAUUUUUUUUACUGGAUACCUCCCAACAUCUUGGAGGACCUGGAUGGGGAGGGGGGAGGAAUUGCCUGAGGAGGCCUCUCUAGGGGGAAGCUCUCUGUGGUUGCAAUUUCCAAAGGCAUCCCAGAGGCGAGAAAGCCCCUCCUUUCCCUUCCUUUCUUUCCCUCAUUCCUAGUUGCAAAUUGGGGGGAAAAUCUUGCAAAGGUUUUAGAUGCUUUAGAUGCUUCUUAUUGGUUGUUCCUGCAGUCGCCUCUUUCUCCCUGCGGAGAUCUUUCUGCUGGUCCUUCCUGAUCAUUUCCUAUGAGAUUUUCUCUGGUGCAGUUUUGGGGUCCUGGAGCUGCUGUUUGGGGAAUCCCUCCCGAGGAUCCCUCCCAGAAGAGAUCACCAGAGACAAGAGCAUCAUCGAUGGUAUCUUGCAGAACAUCUAUUGUCUGUGGUGGAGGAAUAGCAGCAGUUAUGCUUUCAAGGAAGAAUUCCAUUUCUUUUGAAGAUGUAGCUGUGUUUUUCUCCAUGGAGGAAUGGGGCCUGUUGGACUUGAAGCAAAGAACCCUGUAUCGAGAAGUCAUGUUGGAAAACGCAAGGAACGUUGCCUCUUUAAGUGAUGAAUGGCAAAUGGAGGGUUCCGGACAAGAGGUAGCAGCACCUUUUCCAAAAGAAGAAAAAGAAGUUGUGAAAAGGUUGUUUGGAAAGGAAAGUUCUGAGGAAAACCAAUUAAAAGGGAGGCUGGAGAAAUGCUGUGUUGAUAUCAGUGUCUUCUUGGCUGAAGAUGAUCACCACGAAAAAGGAACGUGUCCAUCGUGUGGAAAAAUUCUUAGAGAUGAAUUGGAAUUAUGUGACUGUUCCAGUAGCCACACAGUAAAACAACAAAAUAAAAGCAGGAAACGCUUCAGAAGGACUAUUCCUCUUACCUUAAGUCAGGGCAUAAAAGUUGGAGAAAAACCAUAUAAAUGCCUGGAAUGCGGAAAGAGCUUCAGAGACUCAAGUUAUCUUACUUCCCAUAAAAGAAUCCACACAGGAGAGAAACCAUAUGAAUGCAAGGAAUGUGGAAAGAGAUUCCAUUUUGCCACAAGCCUCACUUCCCAUAAUAGGAGUCACACAGGUGAGAAACCUUAUGAAUGCCAGGACUGUGGAAAACGCUUCACUAUUUCUGGUUCUCUCAUUUACCAUAAAAGGAUCCACACCGGAGAGAAACCAUAUAAAUGCCAGGAAUGUGGAAAAUGCUUCACUAUCUCUGGUUCCCUCACUUCUCAUAAAAGAAUCCAUACUGGAGAAAAGCCGUAUCAAUGCCAGGAAUGUGGGAAGAGUUUCAGAUCUUCAGGUUUUCUUACUUCUCAUAAAAGGUUCCACACAGAGGAGAAACCAUAUAAAUGUACAGAGUGUGGAAAGUGCUUCACCAAUUCAGGUUCCCUCACUUGCCAUAAAAGAAUCCACACUGGGGAGAAACCAUACCAUUGCAAGAACUGCGGAAAGAGCUUCAGACAAAAAUAUCAUUAUACUGUACAUUACAGAAUCCAUACUGGGGAGAAACCAUAUAAAUGUCUGGAAUGUGAAAAGAGUUUCCGUUCUGGAAAACAUCUUAUUUCCCAUAAAAGAAUUCACACAGGGGAAAAACCAUAUAAAUGCCAGGAGUGUGGAAAGAGCUUCAAUGAUUCUCAAGAUCUUAUUGCUCAUAACAGGAUCCACACAGGAGAGAAACCAUAUAAGUGUAUGGAGUGUGGAAAGAGCUUCCGUUCUAAAAAACACCUUACUUAUCAUAAAAGGAUCCACAGAGGAGAUAAACCACACAAGUGUAUGGAGUGUGGAAAGAGCUUCCGUUCUAUAAAACACCUAACUUACCAUACAAGGAUUCAUACAGGGGAGAAACCAUAUAAAUGCCAGGAGUGUGGAAAAUGCUUCACUAUGCCAGGGUCCCUCACUUCCCAUAAAAGGAUUCAUAGUGGGGAAAAGCCAUAUAAAUGUACAGAGUGUGGAAAGUGUUUCAUAGGUUCAAGUUUUCUGACUUCCCAUAAAAGGUUCCACACUGAGGAGAAACCAUAUAAAUGCACCGAGUGUGGAAAGUGCUUCACUUAUUCAGGUUCUCUCACUUCCCAUAAAAAGAUCCACACUGGGGAGAAACCAUACGAGUGCAGGGAAUGUGGAAAGAACUUCAGUCAAAAAUAUAAUUAUACUGUACAUAACAGAAUCCACACCGGAGAGAAACCAUAUAUAUGCACAGUGUGUGGAAAGAGCUUCCGCAAGAGUAUCAAUCUUAAUUCCCAUAAAAGGAUACACACUGGGGAGAAACCUUAUAAAUGUAUGGAGUGCGGAAAAGGUUUCAUAAGCAGCAGUACGCUUAGUCACCACAGGAGGAUCCACACAGGGGAGAAAUCGUACAAAUGCGAUGAAUGUGGAAAAUGCUUCUCUAAUUCAAGUUCCCUUGUUUCCCACAAAAGGAUCCACACAGGGGAAAAACGAUACAAAUGCGAUGAAUGUGGGAAAUGCUUCACUAAUUCAAGUUCCCUGACUUCCCAUAAAAGAAUCCACACAGGGGAGAAACCAUAUAAGUGUGUGGAAUGCAAAAAGAGUUUCACAACCAGCAGUCACCUCAGUCGUCACAAGAGGAUCCACACAGGGGAGAAACCAUAUAAAUGCAGUGACUGUGGAAAAUGCUUCAGACAAAUUAGUGCACUUAAUACUCAUAGAAAGAUUCACUCAGGAGAGAAAUCAGGUAAGCGUGUAGACCGUGGGAAGAGUUUCCGUAAUAGCAGAAGCGUCAUAUGAUUCUAUUAUAAAACCAUAGAAAUGUAUGGAAUGUGGAAAUGGCUAUAGUAAGACCCCCAGUUUGCUUCUGAUAGUUUACACAGUGAGAAACCAUCUAAGUUUGCUAAUUGUGGAAAGAGUUUCUGCGGUAGCAGAAUUGUUCUUUCUCAGAAAUGCAUCCAUCCCGGAGAGAAUCCAUAUAAAUGCCCGGAGCAUGGAAAAAAGUUCAGACUGAGCAGUUGCCACAAGAGAAUCCACAUUGGUGAGAAAUUAUAAAUGUAUGAUGUGUGGAAAGGGAUUUGCUGUCCCAAAGGUGCUUUUUCAAGAGGCAACUGGACUUUGGGUUUUUUUGGAAGAUGUUUCGCUUCUCAUCCAAGAAGCUUCUUCAGCUCUGAAGAGCUUCUUAGAUGAGAAGCGAAACGUCUUCAAAGGAAAAAAACAACAACAAAGUCCAGUUGCCUCUUGAAAAAAGCACCUUUGGGACAAUCAUGACCUGGAUGACUGGGAAUUUCCAUAGACAAAGGGAUUUGCUCAAUCUCAGUCCUUUUAUGGGCAUAGGAAAAUUAAUUCAUGAGAAACCGUUAAAAGUAAUAGAACUACCUAAAUGUAUUGUGUGACAAAAAUUUUGGAGACUAUAGGUAGUCUGCAAUUAUCGCAAUUGAAACUGACAACUCCAGCACUAAACAACACUUGUCACCAAACAAAGUAUCGUGUCUGUGCUGGACUGAUGUCAGUCACUCCACUGUGGUGGUGAAGCAAAUAAAGGUGGGUUAAGUAUGACAUCACACGAUCAUGUCUUUCGAUUUACUGCCAGCUUCCCAUUGACUCUGCUUCUCAGAAGCUGGCUGUGAAGCUGGCUGCAUUAGACCACAAGAAUGAUGCAACAGCCCUACAUUCAAGAACUGGUUGCAAAUGUACUUUUUCAGCAUUGUCAUUACUUUGAACAGUUGCUUGCACUCAGCAAGAGAAAACAACUUGCAUAACACUCAUGCUAUCCCUGUUGUACAGACUACUCAGUACAAGGGCUGUUGGUGGUGUAUUUACUCUUCCUUGCUGUCUUGGGAUGAAGAAAACACCAUGCUGGUGGUUCCAAGGUAACCUUGGUUUUGCUGUCACCAUGUAACUAACUAAAUAAAUAAACUUUACUAAAUAAAGAUAUAUCUUUUGA
Messenger RNA from Pantherophis guttatus, 4392 nucleotides. The record is from RefSeq and is a predicted model, not a curated record. Lineage: Eukaryota; Metazoa; Chordata; Lepidosauria; Squamata; Colubridae.